AUGGGUAAAGGACCGUCGAUAUUCAGAUUCGAUGCCUUUGCAAAGACAUUGGACGAGGCAAAGGUCAAAACAACCAGUGGAGGUAUCCUAACGCUUAUAUGCUCGUUUACCAUCUUUAUUCUCCUUAUAAAUGAAUACAGGGACUACCGAACGCUGAUAAUGCGACCAGAGUUGGUUGUUGACAGGGAUCACGACAAGACUUUGGGUCUCAACUUGGAUAUUACCUUCCCAAACAUGCCAUGUGAUCUACUUUCGAUGGAUAUCAUGGACUUAACCGGUGAUGUUCAGGCCGAUAUUCUAGAAGGCAACUUUCUUCGCACAAGAUUGGACAGAGAUGGCAAAGAAAUUGCCACUGAUGAGCCAUUCAAGGUGAACAAAGAGGACGGGGCAAAGUCCGAAUUGAGCACGGAGGACUCUCAGUAUUGUGGUUCAUGCUAUGGGGCCAUUGACCAAUCGGGAAACGAGAAGGAGAGUGAUCCAACCAAGUGGGUUUGCUGUAACAGUUGCGAGGCAGUGAAACUUGCAUAUUCGAAAGCGGCUUGGAAAUUCUAUGAUGGCGAGGGAAUCGAGCAAUGCGAAAAAGAGGGAUACGUGGACCGGAUUAAUAAGAGAUUAGAUGAAGGAUGCCGGGUGAAGGGAACAGCUCAAUUGAACAGAAUAGGAGGUAACUUGCAUUUUGCACCGGGUAGCUCCAUCACAAUGAACGAUCGUCACGUUCAUGAUCUUUCUCUAUUCGAUAAGCACCAAGAUAAGUUCAACUUCGAUCAUGUUAUCAAUCAUUUCUCGUUUGGCCCAGAUGACCAUCACUUAAAUUUGCAUUCAGCCAGUCACAACUACACAACAACCCAUCCGUUAGACGGAAGUGAGAAGGCUGUUGGUGACAAGUACCGAGUUUAUUCCUACUUCCUAAAAGUGGUGAAUAGUCGCUUCGAGUAUCUGGAUGGUGAUGUUCUUGAGACGAACGAGUUUUCGGCAACAGAGCACGACAGACCACUCAGGGGCGGCAGAGAUGAUGAUCAUCCUAAUACCAUUCAUGCCAGAGGUGGCCUACCCGGCCUGUACUUCUACUUUGAUAUUAGUCCCAUGAAAAUUAUCAAUAGGGAAGCCAACAAGAAGACAUGGUCUGCUUUCUGUCUCAGUGUUUGCUCUGCCAUUGCUGGUGUGCUCACUGUUUUCUCAUUGUUGGACAGAACUAUCUGGACGGCUCACCGGUAUCUUAAGGAGAAGAAACGGGUGUAA
Brettanomyces bruxellensis is the source of this 1239-nucleotide messenger RNA. RefSeq lists its product as uncharacterized. The record is from RefSeq and is a predicted model, not a curated record. The coding region runs from base 1 to 1239 and encodes 412 amino acids. Lineage: Eukaryota; Fungi; Ascomycota; Pichiomycetes; Pichiales; Pichiaceae. Gene Ontology annotation, cellular component: endoplasmic reticulum; Golgi membrane; endoplasmic reticulum membrane. Gene Ontology annotation, biological process: retrograde vesicle-mediated transport, Golgi to endoplasmic reticulum; endoplasmic reticulum to Golgi vesicle-mediated transport. The transcript has a single exon.